GCCCACAGCGCGGAGAAGAUUAUCUUAUCAUUCUGCCUUGAAUUAAGUAAAGAAAAAAAAAGAAAAAAACGGGAGCCGACUCUUAUCGUUCACUUAAAAGAGCCGGCUUAAAGAGCCGACUCGUUCGUAACCAACACCUCACUAGUGACGUGACAACAAGGCAGAGCAGACCAGACCGAGCUGUUAGCUGUUAGCACAGAUCAGCUAGUUUGUUGACUUUCGCAACUCCUCGUUCUUCCUCAACAGCAGAGCAGAGACACGAUAAAAUGGACAAUAGCGGGAAAGAUAAGGAAGCCACGGCUCUAGUGGCCGAGGCAGAGAAGAAGAUGAAGUCGUCGUCGUCGUUUUUAGGAGCGAUCUUUGGGAGUUCCUCCAAGAUGGAAGAGGCCUGUGACCUGUAUGUGAGGGCAGCCAACAUGUACAAAAUGGCCAAAAAUUGGUGUGGUGCAGGAAACGCGUUUUCCCAAGCUGCUCGCCUGCACCUCCAGAUGCAGAGCAAACACGAUGCAGCGAGCAACUUCAUAGAUGCUGGAAACGCCUUCAAAAAAGCAGAUCCACUAGAGGCCAUAAACUGCUUCAACCUUGCUAUUGAGAUAUACACCGACAUGGGGCGCUUCACCAUCGCAGCCAAACAUCACAUCAGCAUUGCUGAAAUAUAUGAGACAGAGAUGGUGGACAUCGACCAGGCCAUUGCUCAUUAUGAACAGGCAGCUGAUUAUUACAAAGGUGAAGAAUCCACCAGUUCAGCAAACAAGUGCCUUCUGAAAGUAGCAACCUACGCAGCUCAGCUGGAGAAGUACCAAAAAGCGAUUGAGAUUUAUGAACAGGUUGGAACCCACGCAAUGGACAGUACUCUGCUGAAAUACAGUGCCAAGGAUCACUUCUUCAAGGCAGCGCUCUGUCACUUCUGCGUAGACAUGCUGAAUGCAAAACUUGCUAUGCAGAAGUACGAAGAGAUGUUUCCGGCUUUUUCAGACUCUCGAGAAUGCAAGCUGUUGAAGAAACUUCUAGAUGCCUGUGAAGAACAGAACGUGGAAGCCUACACUGACUCGGUGAAGGAGUUCGACACCAUCUCCCGGUUGGACCAGUGGCUCACCACCAUGCUGCUCCGCAUCAAGAAAACCAUACAGGACGACGAGAGCGACCUUCGCUGACCGCGCUCCCUUCUCAUAACCUCAAGCCCUCAACUACCGACUUGCAUCCUUCUUUUUGCCUCGAGCCUCUCACUUCCAUUCUAGCGGCAAUCUUAAUAGUUUGACCAUUAGCCCCUUCUAUUCCCUCACAGAUACUGUGUUUCUCUCCCACCAUGUGCAGUAUUUGUUCUUGCCUUUUUAAUUCGUUCAGCUCAAUGCUCCGGAAAGUAUGAUCGUUACAAACACUAUUUUCCCCGUGUGCACACUGCAUACAGUAUGUUAGUUGUAUAUUGUUAUGUUUCAGGUAUUGGCCCAAUAUUAGUUAAGAUAUUCAUAAUGGGCUGCAAUACCAAAUACUCAUACCAGCACAAUUAUAUAAUAAAG
Sebastes umbrosus (honeycomb rockfish) is the source of this 1517-nucleotide messenger RNA. RefSeq names its product N-ethylmaleimide-sensitive factor attachment protein, alpha b (gene napab). Lineage: Eukaryota; Metazoa; Chordata; Actinopteri; Perciformes; Sebastidae. Gene Ontology annotation, biological process: intracellular protein transport; regulation of synaptic vesicle priming; synaptic transmission, glutamatergic. The record is from RefSeq and is a predicted model, not a curated record. Gene Ontology annotation, molecular function: soluble NSF attachment protein activity; syntaxin binding. The transcript has 11 exons. The coding region runs from base 267 to 1154 and encodes 295 amino acids. Gene Ontology annotation, cellular component: vacuolar membrane; synaptobrevin 2-SNAP-25-syntaxin-1a complex; terminal bouton.